Messenger RNA from Saimiri boliviensis boliviensis (Bolivian squirrel monkey), 3995 nucleotides. RefSeq names its product homogentisate 1,2-dioxygenase (gene HGD). Gene Ontology annotation, biological process: L-phenylalanine catabolic process. Gene Ontology annotation, molecular function: homogentisate 1,2-dioxygenase activity. The record is from RefSeq and is a predicted model, not a curated record. Gene Ontology annotation, cellular component: cytoplasm. NCBI's taxonomy places the organism in Eukaryota, Metazoa, Chordata, Mammalia, Primates, Cebidae.
UAAAUAAUACGUUAAUAUCCCAUGUGUAUAUUCUUUCCUUUUAGAAGGAAUAGAUGUAUUCCAUUUUAAAUAUUUUCAGGCCCCUCAAAGUAAUUUUCAUUCAGUCAAGGAACUGUUAACACUUUCUUACCCCUUUAGAAGUCCCACACCUUAGGAAAGAAUCAAAACACCUCUUAAAUCUACCUUCAAAGCUGGUUCAAUGGAAAUAACAUAGAAAGUUUGUUGAAAAAUAAGACAGUAAAGAUUUUCCUUUGUCUUUUAUUAGCUCCCAUUUAUUUCUUUAUCUAACCACCAACUGCUAACUUCCAGGAUCUAUAAAGAUUGAAGACCCAGGGUACUCAUAAACUCAGAUACACAAGAGAUCUUGUCCUCGAAUUCACUUUCUGAGUGUGCUUGUUAUAGGAAUAGUGAAAACUUAACCUCAAUAAAGCUGGGGUCUCCACCUACCUUCCUCCCAGGUUAGCAUAUGAAUUCCAGAGUAGUUUACAUUAUACCACAAUGUUAUCUGUCUGUGCUGAUAUACGCUGAGAUUUCCUAUCAGUCCUCAGGCGUCAGUCCACAAGGUUGGCUACCAGUCUGUCACUUGUUUCCUGUCAACAUGUCCCCUUUUGUCUGGCCCACUCUGUGCUAGCACCUCAUAUGCAGGCAGUCAUUCUUCUGCUACUGCAGUAUGCUGGAGCCUAGGGACCCCUGGAGGUUGUUUAAACCCAUUUAUCUAAAGCAGAGGAUCUAAAACUGGCAGCCUGUAGCCACUUCAAAUCUGCACAUGUUUUUCAACCUGCAUGAUUAAAUCAGUUGUUUAUCACUGCUUAACAAACCAUCCCAAAUUUUAGUAGUGUAAAAUAUACCAUUCUAUUUGUUCCCAAUUCUGUGGCUCAGCAGUUUGGCCCAGAUUUAACUGGUGGUUCUUCUGCUGGUCUUGCCUGGGAUCACACAUGUGACUGCAGUCACCUGGCAGCCAGACUGCCUCAUUCACAUGUCUGGCAGUCACUGUGGGGCUUGCAAGGCUGUUGCCUUGAUCUCUGGAGGCCAGCCCAGCUACUUUGUACAGUAUCUCUGGCUGUAAGAAUUGGACCUGUCUUAAGGCACAAGCACUUUUCAAACUCUGUGUCAUGUUUGCUAUUGGCCAAAGAAAAAGACCCUACCUCUUGAUGGGAGGAACAGCAAAGUCACAUUCAAAGGGGCACAUAUACAAGGGUAGGAGGAAUUUGGGCAUUUUUUGCCAUCUAUCAUAGAGUUGUCUCUCUCUCUCUCUCUCUCUCUCUCUCUCUCUCUCUGUCAUUCUAAUUGCCAAUGUUUAAAAAUUGGAGCUUCAUCUUGAAAAAUCAGCUAGCCUAUUUUAAUCAUUUAUACUUCUUCCCUUGUCUGUUGGCAUUUGAGUUGUGAUAAUGCCUAGUUUACGAGAUUGUUUUUGUGAAGUUAGAUAUGGAAAAAUCUGACAAAAGCAGGCACUCAGUAUGUUUUCCCCUUUCCCCUUUACCUGCAAAUGACCAAGGAGAGCAGCCAAGAUGAAGAACAAGGUAGUCAUAGAGGAGGUGGCUGGAGAGUAAUCCCUUAGUCUGUUUUAGAAGUAUAAAAGCAUUAGGAAACAAAACUCUUAAAGAGUUUGUAAGAAAACUAAAUGUACUUUAAGAAAUUAAAAAGAGCAACAGGAAACAUCUCAGUUUGCUCUAAGUGAAAUGCUUCAGGCCCUGCCAGUAGAUGACUGGAUUACAACCAGGUUAUGUUUGAAUGCAAAGUCCAGGCUCAAAAAGGGGUCUUAAUGGCUCCUACUAAACUGGUAUCUUAAGGCAAGGAAAGAGAAUAUGUCCCUAAUGUCUAAAACUAUGCCUAAUACUUACCCAAGAACCUGAGCUUAUUCCUGGGAGGCACCUGCAGAGAACUGAAUGGUUCUCGUCCGGGUGCUUGUCGUCAGGUGGCUGUGUGUAAACAUCUUACCCCAGUGUAAACAUCUGGAGCUGGUAAACGUCUAGGGGUUUUUCUUACUGCCCUCCAGACUCAGCACUGCCUGUUCCUUUCUAGCCUGAGUCAGAACUCAGCAGAGAACUCUCCAACACACAGAGCAGGCACUAUCUGCCAGUUCCUUUCCCUGAUAGCUUCAAAUUCUCUGCCUUUUGAAAUAAGCCUCCUUUUAACUUGAACAAAUAAUUGGUCAGUAUCUGCCUCAGGUGAAGAGGAGCCCGGCCUUUGCAAACACAUAGGAACAAACUAUUUAAAAACCAAAGCAUUUGUGUAAGCAGUUAAGAAAUAAGCUUGUUGGACUUUGUCCCUAUAUAUGAGUUAGGCAAUUCUCCCAGGUGAUUUGAGUGACCCGCUGACAGUGAAGCACAGUGAAGCAGUUUAAACCAGAAUAUCCAAGAGUGGUUAGAAGAGAGAGCAGCAUUCUGGCUUUAUAUCCUCUGGACCUGCGUUUCCUGAAAUCAUCACACAGAGAACAGAGAGAAAAUGGCCGAAUUAAAGUACCUUUCUGGAUUUGGGAAUGAGUGUACUUCAGAGGACCCUCGCUGCCCAGGUUCCUUGCCAGAAGGACAGAAUAAUCCUCAGGUCUGCCCCUACAAUCUAUAUGCUGAACAGCUCUCGGGAUCGGCUUUCACUUGUCCACGGAGCACCAAUAAGAGAAGCUGGUUGUAUAGGAUUCUACCUUCGGUUUCUCACAAGCCCUUUGAAUCCAUUGAUGAAGGCCAUAUCACUCACAACUGGGAUGAAGUUGAUCCUGAUCCUAACCAGCUUAGAUGGAAACCGUUUGAGAUUCCAAAAGCAUCUCAAAAGAAAGUGGACUUUGUGAGUGGCCUGCACACCUUGUGUGGAGCUGGAGACAUAAAGUCUAACAAUGGGCUUGCUAUCCAUAUUUUCCUCUGUAAUACCUCCAUGGAGAACAGAUGCUUUUACAAUUCAGAUGGGGACUUCUUGAUUGUUCCCCAGAAAGGGAACCUUCUCAUUUACACCGAGUUUGGCAAGAUGCUUGUACAGCCCAAUGAGAUCUGCGUCAUUCAGAGAGGAAUGCGGUUCAGCAUAGAUGUGUUUGAGGAGACCAGGGGCUACAUCUUGGAGGUCUACGGUGUCCACUUUGAGUUACCUGACCUUGGACCAAUUGGGGCCAAUGGCUUGGCCAAUCCUCGUGAUUUCUUGAUACCCGUUGCCUGGUAUGAGGAUCGCCAAGUACCAGCUGGUUACACUGUCAUUAAUAAAUACCAGGGCAAGCUGUUUGCUGCCAAACAGGAUGUCUCCCCAUUCAAUGUUGUGGCCUGGCAUGGGAAUUAUACACCCUACAAAUACAACCUGAAGAAUUUCAUGGUUAUCAACUCGGUGGCCUUUGACCAUGCAGAUCCAUCCAUUUUCACAGUGUUGACUGCUAAGUCUGUCCGCCCUGGAGUGGCCAUCGCUGAUUUUGUCAUCUUCCCACCACGAUGGGGGGUUGCUGAUAAGACCUUCAGGCCUCCUUAUUACCAUAGGAACUGCAUGAGUGAGUUCAUGGGACUCAUCCGAGGUCACUAUGAGGCAAAGCAAGGUGGGUUCCUGCCAGGGGGAGGCAGUCUGCACAGCGCAAUGACCCCGCAUGGACCUGAUGCUGACUGCUUUGAGAAGGCCAGCAAGGCCAAGCUGGCACCUGAGAGGAUUGCUGAUGGCACCAUGGCAUUUAUGUUUGAAUCAUCUCUAAGUCUGGCAGUCACCAAGUGGGGACUCAAGGCCUCCAGGUGUUUGGAUGAGAACUAUCACAAGUGCUGGGAGCCACUGAAGAGCCAUUUCACUCCCAACUCCAGGAACCCAGCAGGACCUAAUUGAGACUGGAACAUUGCUACCGUAAUUCAGAGUAGAUUUGUGAGUCUUUCUUGAGAAUCUUAUGCUUUCUGGUAGUAUUGGGGGAGGGGGUUGGUUAAAAUGAAAACUCACUUUUCACAGUCAAGUAACUGAGAACUUUUGUGGAAACGCAUUUGCAAAGUUCUAUGGCUGUUACCUUAAUUACUCAAUAAACUUGCUGGUGUUCUGUGGAAGUA